This is a messenger RNA of Argentina anserina (silverweed cinquefoil), 771 nucleotides long. RefSeq names its product glutathione S-transferase T1-like. NCBI's taxonomy places the organism in Eukaryota, Viridiplantae, Streptophyta, Magnoliopsida, Rosales, Rosaceae. The record is from RefSeq and is a predicted model, not a curated record.
GAAGAAGAAGAAGAAAUGAAGCUCAAAGUAUACGUGGAUAGGUUGUAACGACCUUCGCGCGCGAUUUUGAUCUUCUGCAAGGUCAAUUAUAUAUAAUUCGAGGAGGUGCAAAUGAACGUAGUCAAACAGCAGCCUAAGUCUCCUGAAUCCAAAAAGAUAAACCCUAUGAGACAAGUUCCAGCUAUUGCUGAUGGGAGGGUUAAUCUGUUUGAGAGCCAUGCGAUUCUUGUCUAUCUUGCUUGUGCAUUUCCUGGAAUUGCAGAUCAUUGGUAUCCAGCUGAUCUUUUCAGGAGAGCUAAAAUUAACUCGGUGUUGGAUUGGCACCAUUCCUACUUACGCCGUGGUGCAGAGACAUAUGUUCUCAACUCUGUACUUGCUCCUGUGCUUGGAAUUCCAUCAAGUCCACAAGCAGCUGCUGAAGCUGAGAAACUCUUGUCUUCCUCUUUGUCAAAAACAGAAUCUAUUUGCCUCAAAGGGAAUGGAAAGUUCUUGUUAGGUGCCUUUCAACCAUCCAUAGCAGAUCUCAGCCUGGUUUGUGAAAAUAUGCAACUUGAGCUUUUGGAUGAGAACGACUGCAGUAGAAUUCUUGGCCCUCACAAGAGAGUUCUAGAGUGGAUUGAGAAAACAAAAAAAGCGACAAGACCUCACUUUGAGAAGUAAACAGUCCUCUACAGAGCCAAAACAAAAUUUCAAGGGCAGCGGUCCAUGGGAGCAAACAAUACUAAUUCAAGCAAAAGAUUGGCCUUCAAAGAUAAAUGGCCUGAUCCAUGA